AUGGCUGAUAAUGAUGGGGAGUGGGAUGAUGAUGAAUUUACUAUGGAUGCAUGCAUUUUAGGCGUGGUGGUAGCAAUUAGUGAGCUAACAUAUUCUGCGUCUCGUCAAAAAUGUUGGACAUCUACAUUGUCUGGUCAUAAAUGGAUAUCAGAUUUAAUUCGAGUGGGAACACGCGAAGUUGGAUUAAGAGAGAUGGUUGCUAUUUUCAUAUAUAUGGUUGCACAAUGGGUUAGUACUAGAGCAGUGCAGGAUCGGUUUCAACAUUCUGAUGAAACAAUUCAUCGACAAUUUCACAAAGUGUUGGAUAGCAUUAUAAGAAUGUCCAGGGAUAUUAUGAGACUGAGAGAUCCUGAGUUAAGCGUGACUCGUCGUCAAAUCACAGAAAAUGACAAGUUUAAUUCAUUUUUCAAUGAUUGCAUUGGGGCAAUUGAUGGUACACACAUAGCUGCAGUUGUGCCUCCUGACCAACGUAUUCCAUACAUUGGGAGGAAAGAAGUGAUAACCCAAAAUGUGAUAGAAAUAUGUGAUUUCGACAUGUUAUUCACAUUUGUUUGUGGUGGAUGGGAAGGGUCGACGCAUGAUUCUCAAAUAUUCAAUAAAGUCUUAACAGAUGUACAUAACAAUUUACCUCACCCUCCUGCAGGGAAAUAUUAUUUAGUUGAUGCCGGAUAUCCAAAUCAGAGGGGAUAUCUUGCGCCCUAUAAAGGGCAGAAAUACCACCUAGAGAUUAUUAUUGCAUGCAUGGCCUUGCACAAUUUCAUUCGAAUGCACGUUAUUGAGGAUGAAGAUUUUAUCGCAUAUGGUAACGAAUUUGUGGUCAUCGGAAAUGACGACGACUUUGGUACUCCGAUGGAUGUUGGGGAGCCUUUACAUUUAAAUGAAGAUUUAGAUAUGAACACUUUACGUGAUAUGAUUGCCGCGGAGUUAUAUGAUGCAUAG
Molecule: messenger RNA, 939 nt
Organism: Tripterygium wilfordii
Lineage: Eukaryota; Viridiplantae; Streptophyta; Magnoliopsida; Celastrales; Celastraceae
Exons: 4
Coding region: 1-939 (312 amino acids)
Source: RefSeq, a predicted model, not a curated record